Messenger RNA from Naegleria gruberi, 588 nucleotides. RefSeq lists its product as uncharacterized. Gene Ontology annotation, biological process: protein deubiquitination; endoplasmic reticulum unfolded protein response. Gene Ontology annotation, cellular component: cytosol; nucleus. Gene Ontology annotation, molecular function: cysteine-type deubiquitinase activity. The record is from RefSeq and is a predicted model, not a curated record. NCBI's taxonomy places the organism in Eukaryota, Heterolobosea, Eutetramitea, Acrasida, Naegleriidae. The annotation marks the transcript as partial. The transcript has 2 exons.
GGUGAAAAAUUAAUUAUUGAAGAAGAUACUGGUAAUAAUACAAAUAGAAUUAUUAAAGGUAAAACUAUUGGUCCAUAUGUACCUCCUUCAAAUAAUCAAGGAUAUUUUGUUAGAAGAAAACAACCAUCUGAUAAUUCAUGUUUAUUUCAUAGUUUAUCCUAUGUAUUAGAACAAAAAGAUAAUACUAAAGUUCAUCAAUUAAGAGAAUUAUGUGCUAAUUAUGUAGCAGAGAAUCCUAAAAGAUUUACAAAAGAAGUAUUAGAAAUGAGACCAAUUGAAUAUGCUAAUUGGAUACUUCAUGAUCAAACAUGGGGAGGUGCCAUUGAAAUUUCCAUUCUAUCUGAACAUUAUAAAGUUAGAAUUGUUGCAUUUGAUACAACUACAUGUAGAGAGGAUGUUUAUGGAAGUGAUCAUGAUGAAUAUAAUGCAAUGGCUUUAAUUAUUUAUACUGGUAAUCAUUAUGAUGCUCUAUCUUUAAAUCAAUUUGGUGAUAGUGGUUCAUCUGAUAAGGAUAUCACUCUAUUUCAUAUUAAGGAUACUGUUAUUAUGAGUAAGGCAAGAGCCUACGUUGAAGAAGAACAUAAAAGA